CUCCAUUUCUUCUUGCGUUAUCUGGCAACAGCAGAGAACUAGUCUUGGACUGAAUGCAGUUGUUGGUUUGGUUGUACAAAGCAGAAGUUACUUGAAAUGUUGCAGCCCUUCAGGCGUGGAAUUUCUGGAGGGGAUUUCCGACAAAGACCCUUGACAAAGCUAACAGUUAUCAACUCCCUGCUUGGACAUCCCUUCCUUCAGAGUUUACACAUAAAAGUUGGAGACAAAGCUGAACUUACCAAAGCUUUUACACAGAAUGAUGUUGUUACUUUUUCUGAUUUAACAGGUGACACAAAUCCUUUGCAUUUAAAUGAAGAUUUUGCAAAGAAAUCUAGGUUUGGGAGAACUAUUGUACAUGGAGUUUUGAUCAAUGGACUUAUUUCUGCAGUUCUGGGUACUAAAAUGCCUGGUCAAGGUUGUGUAUUUCUUUCUCAGGAAAUCCGAUUUCCAGCUCCUUUGUAUACUGGUGAAGAAGUCAUAGCUGCAGCGGAAGUUAAACGACUGAAGGGUUCUAUUGCGCACAUUUCAGUAUCUUGUAAAGUCAAAGAAAGUGGGAAGACUGUUAUGGAAGGGAUGGUGAAAGUCAUGGUGUCAGACAGUUAAGAGCUGUUGUUCCUAUGCUACUUUACUAUAAAGGUCAGAAAUGUACACUUGGUUUUUGACUGUGUCUUUUUAUGUGACAUCACUUAAUCCAGUAAAUUUGCAACAAAAAA
Pelecanus crispus (Dalmatian pelican) is the source of this 713-nucleotide messenger RNA. RefSeq names its product hydroxyacyl-thioester dehydratase type 2 (gene HTD2). Gene Ontology annotation, biological process: fatty acid biosynthetic process. Gene Ontology annotation, cellular component: mitochondrion. The record is from RefSeq and is a predicted model, not a curated record. NCBI's taxonomy places the organism in Eukaryota, Metazoa, Chordata, Aves, Pelecaniformes, Pelecanidae. Gene Ontology annotation, molecular function: (3R)-hydroxyacyl-[acyl-carrier-protein] dehydratase activity.